Molecule: messenger RNA, 1694 nt
Organism: Larimichthys crocea (large yellow croaker)
Lineage: Eukaryota; Metazoa; Chordata; Actinopteri; Sciaenidae
Product: transmembrane protein 237A
Exons: 14
Coding region: 184-1419 (411 amino acids)
Biological process (GO): cilium assembly
Cellular component (GO): ciliary transition zone
Source: RefSeq, a predicted model, not a curated record
UGCGCUACUCGUAACUACAUCCGGGUAACUGCUCUAAGCUUGCAGCGCGUAAAUAAAGUAAAUAAACAACAGUAGAGGUUUACUCACUUUUAAACAGUUAUAGUCGUUAUAAUAUACUUUGAAUUAAAAAUGAUUUGAGUGGAUAAAUAUUUAAUAGCGCAGGGUUCGGCGAAAUUGGAAAAUAUGGAUACGGGAGGCUCAGAGAAAAUGAGACCCAGAGAGCUCCCACCUCUUCCACAGCAUGGACAGCGGUCACUUCCCACAAUGCCGAGUCAGGACACAGCUGGAGAAGUACCCGCGGCUAAACGGAAGAAGAAGAGAGUGAAAAAGGAGACAAAUGGAGUCAACGAUAUGAACGAUCAGGGGAUGGAAAUGGGAGGCGUAGGCAGCCAGAGAGGAUCUGAGAUCAGACGGCAACUUGCCUUUGACACGUCGACAGACGUACCGCCGCAGAGGAGGAAGAAGAAAAAGAAAACAGACACUAUAGUUUCAGAUCUCGAGGAUGACCGAGCUGACCUGGUUAACGAAGAUGCAGCAGAUCAAAACACUGAUGGCGAAGACGUGGUCAAAAAACUCAAAAAGAAGAAGAAGUCAAAGGUUGCUGAAUUGCAGCUUCCUGACGAGUUGGACGUAGAAGAGGACGAUAUCAUCACAGACACACCGACUUCUAUCCCCCAGCAUUCCCUGUUCACGGCUCCGCAGUUUCAGAGCCAGCCGGUGGGGAAAGUCUUUGUAGAGAGGAACAAGCGUUUCCAGGCUGCAGAGCGCUCAGACUGGAAGAAGACCAGUGACCAGAUGGAUAGCAUGACAGAUUUCCACCACGUUCAGCCGCUCUGGACCACCAGAGACAUUUCUAUCAGAGUGCACGAAGGCUUUAGGGUGUUCGGUCUGUAUUGUCACGGCUUCCUGGCGGGCUACGCCGUGUGGAACGUGGUGGUGGUGUACAUGUUAGCCGGGCAGCAGCUCACCGCUCUGUCCAACCUGCUGGAGCAGUACCACAGCCUGGCUUACCCCUCCCAGUCUCUGCUCUACAUGCUGCUGGCCAUCAGCACGGUGGCUGCAUUCGACAGGGUGAACCUCGCCAAAGGCUCCAUGGCUCUGCGUGAGUUCAUCACACUGGACCCGGUCGCUCUCGCCUCGUUCUUGUACUUCUCAGCAUUGGUGCUCUCUCUGAGCCAGCAGAUGACCAGCGAUCGAAUCAACCUGUACCCGGCCUUCAACACGACAUUAUGGCCUCCGGGUUUGGAGCACCAGAUUCUCCCUCCAUGGGUGACAGUCAACCUGGUGGUUGCUCUGCUGGUGGGGCUUGCCUGGAUCUUCAUUGCCAUCCGACCUGAGAGAGACUACACUGAAUGUUAUCUGAUGGCCAUGGAGCUGGAGCCUCCAAAACCAGACAACAAAUCAGAAAUGACCGCCUGAUUCUGUAUAUCUGCUCUGACACAUACCGUACAGCUUGAUGUCAUUUUGCACAUUUUUACUGUAUUUUAACAGUUUGUUGUAGAUUAUUUUUGUAUUUUUGUCAAUGAGCUAAUCUCUUUUUAAAUACAGAGUUUUAUCCAACAACGCCUCUGUUACUUUUUAAAGAAAUUAUAUGAUGAUGAGAUGAUGAAAUAGUAUAUUUAUUUUAUGUGUCCUAUGGUAUGUCCACACAGAGACAUCCAGAUUUUUAUUAUUAUAACAGCAUCUUUGUAAAA